CUGUAUACAGGAAGCUAACAAAGUUGUGGGAUUUCCCCACAGGCUGACAAAAAGUACUAAUAGAAUUGUAGAGGAAGCAGAUGCUGGGGAAGGAGCAAAAUUCCAAGGUCUCUCAUUUCAGUGGAAGCAUAAAGCAGAAUUGGAUCAGUGGAAAGCAUGAAGUGCUAGAUGAAGAGGCUUGAAACUAGAAAGUGAACAGAAAACUGAGUGUAAAGACCUGUGAAGUUCCAAAAGGUGAAAUUCAGCAAUGAUACCCUGUGGAAAGAAACGUAUUUGUGCUGUUGCCACAUUUAUUCUUAUUUUUGCAACUGCUUUAAUCUCCUACUGGAAAGAUCCUCAGCUACAGAAUAACAUCGCCAGAAAAAUCUUUCCCCAGGCAACAACAGCCAGUCCAGUGGGCCAGCUUUGUAGGGGCAAACCUGCUCAAGAUGUUAUAACGCCAUUAACAGAUAACAGAACUUUUAUUAUAUCCCCAUACUUUGACAACAGAGAAAACAAAGUCACUCGUGUGAUCGGGAUUGUUCACCAUGAAGAUGUAAAAGAACUGUUCUGCUGGUUCUGCUGUCAGCCUGAUGGAAAGAUCUAUGUAUCAAAAGCAACAAUCGAUGUUCACUCAGAUAGAUUUGGGUUCCCUUACGGUGCAGCAGACAUAGUUUGUUUGGAACCUGAGAACUGUGACCCAACGCAUGUAUCCAUUCACCAGUCUCCACUGGGAAAUAUUGACCAGUUGCCAAGCUUUGAGAUCAAAAACCGCAAGGCUGAGCCCUUCCCUGUUGACUUCACUGUGUGCAUCUCUGCCAUGUUUGGCCAAUACAACAAUGUUUUGCAGUUUAUACAGAGCAUGGAGAUGUACAAGAUUCUUGGGGUACAGAAGGUGGUGAUCUAUAAGAACAACUGCAGCCACCUGAUGGAGAAAGUCUUGAGGUUAUAUAUGGAAGAAGGAACUGUAGAGAUAAUUCCCUGGCCAAUAAACUCGCACCUCAGUGUUUCUUCUAAAUGGCACUAUUCUAUGGAUGGAAAAGACAUUGGCUACUAUGGACAAAUCACAGCUCUAAAUGACUGUAUAUACCGUAAUAUGCAGAGGAGCAGGUUUGUGGUUCUUACUGAUGCUGACGAAAUAAUUCUUCCCCUUAAGCACCCAGACUGGAAAACCAUGAUGAGCAGCCUGCAGGAACAGAACCCAGGGACUGCUGUUUUCCUCUUUGAGAACCAUAUCUUCCCAGAAACUGUCUCCACUCCCAUGUUCAACAUCUCAGCUUGGAAUACUGUGCCUGGUGUUAACAUAUUAAACCAUGUUCACAGGGAGCCUGACAGGAAAGAAGUUUUCAAUCCCAGGAAAAUGAUAGUUGAUCCACGAAAAGUGAUUCAGACUUCAGUCCACUCUGUUCUGCAUGCUUAUGGGAACAGUGUGCACGUUCCCAUAGAUGUUGCCCUCAUUUAUCACUGUCGGAAGCCCCUUCAAGCAAAACUUCCCAGAGAAUCCCUCAUCAGGGAUACGACACUGUGGAGAUACAACUCAUCAUUAAUUAUGAAUGUUAACAGGGUUCUCUAUCAAACUGUACUGUAAGCUCAAAAGUGAAACCUCGGUCAUAAGGAGGGAACAUGAAGAGCUGCAUGUGUUGUAGGGGAGGCAGAGGAAAUCAUUUGAAAAUCCUAAAAUGAAAUUCACUUCCAUGUGAAGUUUAGGUCUUACAGAGGUUCAGGAGAACAUCCCUGCUACAUACUAUACAAAGGUAAAUGCAUUUGAUUUGUGAACUGAAUCAAAGUAU
Melopsittacus undulatus (budgerigar) is the source of this 1769-nucleotide messenger RNA. RefSeq lists its product as uncharacterized. The transcript has 2 exons. NCBI's taxonomy places the organism in Eukaryota, Metazoa, Chordata, Aves, Psittaciformes, Psittaculidae. Gene Ontology annotation, cellular component: cytoplasm. Gene Ontology annotation, molecular function: glycosyltransferase activity. Bases 248 to 1567 code for a protein of 439 amino acids. The record is from RefSeq and is a predicted model, not a curated record.